This is a messenger RNA of Maniola jurtina (meadow brown), 1011 nucleotides long. RefSeq names its product protein SCO1 homolog, mitochondrial (gene Scox). The record is from RefSeq and is a predicted model, not a curated record. Gene Ontology annotation, biological process: intracellular copper ion homeostasis; mitochondrial respiratory chain complex IV assembly. Gene Ontology annotation, cellular component: mitochondrial inner membrane. Gene Ontology annotation, molecular function: copper chaperone activity; copper ion binding. The coding region runs from base 171 to 929 and encodes 252 amino acids. The transcript is spliced from 5 exons. NCBI's taxonomy places the organism in Eukaryota, Metazoa, Arthropoda, Insecta, Lepidoptera, Nymphalidae.
UUUCUCAAAACUCAAAAGCCAUCAAAAGCUGGGCGCCGAAAUUGUGAUGAAAUUGUUAUCAACAUUAAUUAUUAUUUUCUAAAUAUAUCAGUCACGAAUAGUGAUACCUAGUGUGAUAGGAACACAUUCUGAUAAGUUAAAACUAGAACAAUUAGUGGUCCUCAACAAAAAUGAACUCAGUAUUAAGAAGAACAGCAAGGCCUUUGUGCCGAUUUUUAUCGACUACUCCAGUGAACCAGUGCGCCCAGCCUCCCAAGCUGAAGCCCAAAAAAUUUGUAGGUCCUAUAACAUGGAAGUCGGUGGCUAUAACUGCGGUGGUUGGCGGCGGACUAACAGCGGGCAUUUUAUACGUAAGAAAAGAGAAGCAAGAAGCGAUGGAUCGUGAAAGGAAGAAGCAACUUGGUAAAGCGAAAAUAGGAGGCUCAUUUGAACUCGUAGAUUCUGAGGGUAAAACAGUGAAGAACACAGAUUUUCUGGGAAAAUGGUUAUUAAUAUAUUUUGGAUUUACACACUGCCCUGACAUUUGUCCAGAUGAGCUGGAAAAGUUAGCAGAAGUUGUAGAUAAACAUGACAAAACACCUUCAGCACCACCAUUGCAGCCUCUAUUUAUAUCAGUGGAUCCACUGAGAGAUACCCCCGAAAUCGUUGGAAAGUACUGUAAAGAAUUUACUCCAAGAUUGUUAGGCCUCACCGGAACAAAAGAGCAAGUGCAGCAGGCUUGCAAAUCCUACAGAGUAUACUUUAGUGCAGGGCCGCAAGAUGUUGAUGAAGAUUAUAUUGUAGAUCAUACGAUUAUAAUAUAUCUGGUCAAUCCUGAAGGUGAAUUUGUAGACUAUUAUGGCCAAAACAGAAAUGCAAAGGAGAUCCAUGAUUCAAUACUUGUGAACAUCAUGAAGUAUGAGGCUGGAAAGAAGCCAUCUUGGUUUUAAGAAAUAAAGCAUUUAUUUUUAUUUAUUGAUUAGUGUUCUAGAAAUGUACAAAUAAGUUUAUUAAAUAAAUCUGCUUAUUUUA